Messenger RNA from Cucurbita moschata (crookneck pumpkin), 1546 nucleotides. RefSeq names its product UDP-rhamnose/UDP-galactose transporter 3-like. Gene Ontology annotation, cellular component: Golgi apparatus. NCBI's taxonomy places the organism in Eukaryota, Viridiplantae, Streptophyta, Magnoliopsida, Cucurbitales, Cucurbitaceae. Gene Ontology annotation, molecular function: antiporter activity; UDP-galactose transmembrane transporter activity. The record is from RefSeq and is a predicted model, not a curated record. Bases 262 to 1389 code for a protein of 375 amino acids. The transcript has 6 exons.
AGCAAAAAAAAAAAAACUUGUCUCCUUCUUCACUCCACCUUAAAAAGAAAGCCUUAUUAUGCCUUGAAGUUCGAAAACUUCCAUGGGGAUUUGUGGUUUUGUUAAGUUGUUAACGUGCAGGUUGCCCCAAAAAGCAGCAAAAUCCAUUUGAAUUGAAGAAGCUGAAGCCGGGAGGCAUUGAGAGUGGACUUUUGAUUUUUGCAGCAACAAGUUAGUGGGAAAAAGAUUCAAACGACGAGCAUUUAAAAACAUGCCUUUCUUAUGAAUUUGGGAGCAAUAUCUUCGAACAAAGACAAAUCGCCCAAAAGGAGCAAGUUUUUUGGUCUGGAUUUGAAGAAGAAGAAGAAAAGGGUCAUGGAGGAGAGAAAGUCCUCCUCUGUAUCAGAUGUUGGAGCUUGGGGUAUGAACAUAAUCAGCUCAGUGGGCAUUAUCAUGGUCAACAAGCAGCUCAUGUCCCAAACUGGCUUCGCCUUUUCCUUUGCUACAACGUUAACUGGAUUUCACUUUUCUGUGACUGCGUUGGUGGGUUGGAUUUCAAAUGCCUCUGGCUAUUCUGAAUCCAAAUCUGUUCCCUUCUGGGAGCUUCUUUGGUUCUCAAUUAUCGCCAACACGUCGAUAACAGCCAUGAACUUCAGCCUCAUGUUAAACUCUGUUGGAUUUUAUCAGAUAUCAAAGCUAAGUAUGAUACCUGUGGUGUGUGUCAUGGAGUGGAUUCUUCAUGGAAAACAAUACUCUAGGGAAGUGAAGAUGGCCGUUGUCGUGGUCGUUGUCGGUGUCGGUGUCUGUACAGUGACUGAUGUGAAAGUUAAUGCCAAAGGCUUUCUUUGUGCCUUAGUAGCAAUCUUAUGCACAUCACUGCAACAAAUUUCUAUAGGUUCAUUACAGAAGAAGUACUCAAUAGGAUCCUUUGAAUUACUAAGCAAGACAGCUCCCAUUCAAGCACUUUCCCUUCUAACAGUUGGCCCAUUCAUUGACUACUGCCUUACUAGUAAAUCUCUACUGAAAUACAACUACGCUUUUAGUGCAUUUUGCUUCAUAUUACUGUCAUGCUCCCUAGCUGUGUUCUGCAACAUCAGUCAAUAUUUGUGCAUCGGGCGCUUCUCGGCUGUAUCGUUCCAGGUUUUAGGCCAUAUGAAGACGGUAUGCGUCCUGAUGUUGGGGUGGCUGCUGUUCGAUUCAGAGAUGACAAUGAAAAACAUAUCAGGGAUGGUUCUUGCCAUUGUUGGGAUGGUGGUGUAUAGCUGGGCCGUUGAGAUUGAGAAGCAAGCCAAUGCAAUGGCCAUCCCUCAGCCAAAGAGCCAACUUUCAGAUGAGGAGUUGAUGCUGUUGAAGGAGGGGAUGGAUGACAGUAGUUUGAGAGAUGAAGAGAUUGGUCAGCUCCCAAAAUGAUAUGAAUCAGUUUCUCUUUUCUCUGUACUUUUUUUUUUUCCUUUUUGCUCUGCCAUUCGUUACCCACCAAUGUGGAUUUUAAGUCCCCUAAAUGGUUAUUCUCGAUUGUGAAAUUUGUAUUUGAAUAAAAGUAUUUGAAAUUGUUGUGCAAAUGUAA